AUGCAAUACCUCCUACUUUGUGCUGUCAUCCUCCUACCUGAGAGUCUCGGUUUUCCAGCACAACUUCGACCAGAACCACAGAGCAUCACAAACUUUGUAAAUAUAAAGGAAUAUCUUGAUAAAUUCUUCCCAAUUUAUACAAAAACACAAAGCUUGAGCUUAGAAGACAGGAUUAAAGAAAUGCAAAGGUUUUUCCACCUGACUGUAACUGGAAAAUUAAAUGAUGAAACAGAAAAAACAAUGGAAAAGCCCCGAUGUGGACUCCCUGAUAUAGCAGAUUACAGAGUAUUUCCUGGAAUUCCAAGAUGGAAAAAGAGAUAUUUGACUUACAGAAUUGUCAGCUAUACACCUGAUCUACCCCAAAGGAAAGUGGAUGAUGCAAUUAGAAGGGCUUUUAUGGUAUGGAGUGAUGUGACUCCACUGCAGUUCCAAAGAAUACACACUGGAGAGGCAGACAUUAUGAUUAGAUUUGAACGUCGUGAUCAUGGUGAUGGAUAUCCCUUUGAUGGAAGAGGUAACACACUAGCUCAUGCAUUUGCACCUGGAGAAGGGAUUGGUGGAGACGCACAUUUUGAUGAUGAUGAAAGGUGGUCUGAGACCAAUCGAGAAGUGAAUUUGUUCCUUGUUGCUGCUCAUGAAUUUGGCCAUUCUUUGGGACUCGCUCAUUCAAAUGUCCCUGAAGCUCUGAUGUACCCUAUCUACUCAUAUGUGAACCCAGCAAACUUCAGACUUUCAGAGGAUGAUAAGCGAGGAAUUCAGAAGUUAUACG
Messenger RNA from Eurypyga helias (sunbittern), 769 nucleotides. RefSeq names its product matrix metallopeptidase 7 (matrilysin, uterine) (gene MMP7). NCBI's taxonomy places the organism in Eukaryota, Metazoa, Chordata, Aves, Eurypygiformes, Eurypygidae. Gene Ontology annotation, biological process: extracellular matrix organization; collagen catabolic process; proteolysis. Gene Ontology annotation, cellular component: extracellular matrix. The annotation marks the transcript as partial. Gene Ontology annotation, molecular function: metalloendopeptidase activity; zinc ion binding. The transcript has 5 exons. The record is from RefSeq and is a predicted model, not a curated record.